AUGAACUUCUUCAAGACCAAACCUCGUACACCGCCUGAUCUCGUCCGCGGUCUCAGAGACACCCUUCCGAGACUUGAGUCGACUGUUCCCGGAAGUGAGCAGCGCAGAAAAGCUAACGAUGAUGUCGCCAAGAGUCUCCAGCAGAUGAAGAGCAUGCUCAACGGCGAUGGCGAACCGACGCCGGAACUUAUUGCGCAGCUCUCCCAGGAAGCAUAUGCAACGGAUCUGCUGCACCACAUACUACUGAACAUCCACCGACUGGACUUUGAGUCGCGGAAAGAUGUUGUCCAGAUCUUCAACAGCCUACUACGAAGACAGAUCGGUUCACGGUUCCCUACAGUCGAAUAUCUCAAUGGAAAACCGGAUAUUCUCUUUGCUGCUUUCAAGGGCUACGAGAACGAGGACAUCGCUCUCAAUACCGGUAUGAUCCUCAAGGAGAUGCUUCGGCAUGAGUCGCUGGCGAAGAUGCUGCUGCACUCGGAACAAUUGUACAUGUUUCCGCAUUACAUCGAAACGACAACAUUCGGCAUUUCGUGCGACGCAUACAACAAUCUCAAAGAGACGCUGACGCGCCACAAGCCGAUGGUCGCGGACUAUCUAGACAAGAACUACGACCGAUUUUUCGCGUCCUACACACAGCUCAUCAUGUCCUCAAACUACGUCACCAAGCGACAAUCGCUAAAGCUGCUCGGCGAGAUCCUGCUCGAUCGGGCUAAUUUCAGCGUUAUGACGCGGUAUAUCGCAAAUGAAGCGAACUUGAAGAUGAUGAUGAACCUCUUGCGGGACAAGAGCAAGAACAUUCAGUUCGAGGCAUUCCACGUCUUCAAGGUGUUCGUGGCGAACCCGAAGAAGCCGCCACAGAUCGAAAGCAUCUUGAGGCGGAACAAGGAAAAGCUACUCAUGUUCCUGAAGAACUUCCACAACGACAAGGAGGACGAGCAAUUCGCGGACGAGAAGCAAUUCCUUAUCGCGCAAAUCCAAAUGCUACAAUGA
This is a messenger RNA of Phanerochaete carnosa HHB-10118-sp, 993 nucleotides long. RefSeq lists its product as uncharacterized. The record is from RefSeq and is a predicted model, not a curated record. Gene Ontology annotation, molecular function: protein serine/threonine kinase activator activity. The coding region runs from base 1 to 993 and encodes 330 amino acids. NCBI's taxonomy places the organism in Eukaryota, Fungi, Basidiomycota, Agaricomycetes, Polyporales, Phanerochaetaceae. The transcript is spliced from 8 exons. Gene Ontology annotation, biological process: intracellular signal transduction.